Molecule: messenger RNA, 5231 nt
Organism: Syngnathoides biaculeatus (alligator pipefish)
Lineage: Eukaryota; Metazoa; Chordata; Actinopteri; Syngnathiformes; Syngnathidae
Gene: baz1a
Product: bromodomain adjacent to zinc finger domain, 1A
Exons: 27
Coding region: 511-4584 (1357 amino acids)
Biological process (GO): chromatin remodeling
Molecular function (GO): protein binding
Source: RefSeq, a predicted model, not a curated record
CAUAAAAGAUAUUCAUUGAGAGCUUGUGUCGUGAACGUCUGACUAUCAAUAAUCAGAUGUUCGGUUUCCUGAAGACCUUUUCUCAUUUGCAAAAUAACAGCCGCAUCAACUGUUCAAUUCCAGCCAAAUAACGUUUGUCGAGGUUUCGAGUACAGUUAAGGAGGUCGCGCCGGAGGUGAAAAGGCUUAAAUCGAUGUGAAGUAAAGCGUGACAAAAGUCGCCGCGAAACCCGUCACUGCUUUGAACCAAAGAGGCGUUUGGUCCUCACGCGAGCGGUCACGCGACGCAGGCCGUACGCAGAUAUCCGAGCUCCGUUCCAGUCAGUGAAGUGGAUGCAAAGUUGGUUCAGAAAGCCGCCAGCGAGCCCGCUCAACCCGGGACGGUCGCGGAUUAUCCGGCGUCGCCAUACGGACACAUUCGCACACAAGCACGGGAUCAGCAGCAGCAGCAGCGGCAGAACCGAACCUCCGCUCUUUUAACGAGCACGAACAGAGCGGCUGGCUGCUCGACAUGCCGCUCCUCCACAGGAAAGCCUUCGUCCGCCAGGAUCCUCCGGCCGACCUGCGCCCCGACGAAGAGGUCUUCCUCUGCCGCAUCACGCACGAGAUCUUCCGCAGCUACGAAGAAUUUUUUGAGCGGACCAUCCUGUGCAACAGCCUGGUGUGGAGCUGCGCCCUGACGGGCCGCGCGGGCCUCACCUACCUGGAGGCGGUGGAGAGCGAGCGGCGGGCCAAACAGAACCUCCGGAACUUUCCGUCCGUGCUGCUCAGGCCGCUGCUGCACCUGGCGGCGCUGUGCCGCCGCGGCCGCCUAAGCGAGCUCUGCGAGGACGUCUACGCCUUCGUUAAGGGGCGCUUCUUCCCCGGCGAGACGGUGGAUGUCAGUUUACGCAACGGGGCCAGACACACUUGCGAGAUCCUUCGGGUCCACUCGCCACAUUCCAGCGCCAGCGGCGCACCGGCUGUCAACGGGCACAAGUCUACCGACGGCGACACCAUCGUCAUCAGCGACGACGAAGACGCCGCUGCCUUCGAAAGUCCCAGCAGGUCAAAGUUCAUGACAUUGCAAAGUCCUAACAUGUGGAUGGGUGGCUCACGUGACCCACGUGUGUGUGUAAACAGCAAAAGAAAGAAGCCUCUAAGCCCGUCGGUGUUCAAGUACGAGAUGAGGAUGGUGAAGGACGGCCACGGCGAGCCGUUCAUCGCUAGAGCCAAUCAGAUAAGUCGCAGGCAGAACGUGAUGUCCCGCGAGCGUCUCAAGCUGCUCCUCAAGCAGCACUGCGAGCCCGACAACGGCCUCAUUCGCCUCAAGGCGUCUAGCGUGGCGAAGCACCGGCUGUCCGAGGAGAACUUCUCCCACUUUUUUCCGGAUGAGCCUCCCUGCUUCCCGUGCAGCGUCAAGAUGGCGGGGCGCGGCUCACCGGCGCAGGCGGGGACGUCUGCGCUGAAGGCGGCCGAGGAAAAGCAAAAACUGCUGCAGCACAAGGAGGAAAUGGUGGCCAAGGCCAAGCUGAGGAGGGACGAGGGGGGCCACAAGCUGAAGGAGGAGGAGAAGCGGAAGAGGAGAGAAGAGAAGGAGCGCAGGAAGCAGGAGAAGGAGCUGGAGCGUGAAAAGCUGAAGGAGGAGAAGAAGAAAUACGCAGAGAGGCUGAAAUUGUGGAACAAACCCCGCGAGGACAUGGAGUGCGAAGACCUGAAGGACUUGCCCGCUCCGACGGCCGUCAGGACUCGUUUGCCGGCCGAGCUCUUUGGGGAAGCCAUGAUGGUCCUGGAGUUCCUGCGGGCCUUCGGGGAGGACUUUGGACUCAAGGAUGAAUUCCCGGACGGAGUCUCUCUCGAGGUUCUGGAGGAGGCCCUGGUGGGCUCGGACCCCGAGGGUCCUCUGUGUGAGAUGCUCUUCUUUUUCAUCACGGCCAUCUUUCAAGCUCUGGAUGAGGAGCGAGAGGAGGUGGCCAAAGAUGCGCCUGAAGAACCGUCAGAAGCCCCGGACGACGACUGCGAGCGGGCCGACCGGGCCGAGAGCGCCGCCGUGUCGUCGGCCGCCGGCUGGUCUCAGCUCCAUCUGGGCUGCGGUCUUCAGGAAGUGGACCUGGACAGCUGCACGCUGUCGGAGAUCCUGCGUCUGCACAUCUUGGCGUCCGGCGCCGACUGUAACCACGCCAACGCCAGGUUCCGUUACCAGAAGCAGGGGGGGUUCGCGGCCGCCGACGACCCGUGCGUGGAGCUCCGCUCGACCCGACCGGCGCUGAUGAGCAGGCUGGCCUACACGGCCGUGUACGACCUGUCGCCAGGCGAGAAGCUGAGCAUCUUGCAGGCGCUGGCGGGCAAACUGCUGACGUUGGCAUCAAGCAGAGAUCUGAUCGAAGAGUGCGUGGAGGAGCAACGCGCCGCCAGGCAGGAGCUCCGGGAGCUCCGGGCCGAGCAACACCGCAGGGAGCGCGAAGAGGCGGCCCGCAGGGUGCGUCUUCGCAAAGAGGAACGCCUGCGGGAGCAGGAGCAGCGCCUGAAGAUGAAGGAGGGUCCCGGAGUCCAGCAGUCAUCGCAACCUGACGCCAGCAGAGCCGAAGUCAAAGAGUGGCCCGGCACCUCGGAUGCCAACGUCCCGGCGGCAGACCCCCCCACGAGCCUGACGGAGGAGGAACUGCUGGCAGAACAGGAGAAGGUCCGUGAGCUCCAAGAGCGCAUCCAGAAGGCGGCGGCGUGCACCAGCCUGCACCCGCUGGGCCGGGACCGCCUCUAUCGCCGCUAUUGGCUCCUCCCCUCGGCCUCUGCGCUCUUCGUGGAGGAGGACAGCUUUGGCCUGACGGAGGACAUGCUGCAACCCCGUCCUAAGCCCGCCCAACACGCCCCCACCAAGAUGGAGGACGGCGAGCAUGUCCAGGAGGAGCCCGCGGAGGGAAGCGUCGGCUCGAGCCCGGCCCCCCUGCGUCCCUGCGGCCCGCCCGUCAACCGUCCGAACCAGUGGUUCUUCUACAGCUCGGUGGAGGAGUUGGACCAGCUAAUGGACGCGCUGAACCCGCGCGGCCAUCGUGAAAGCGGCCUGAAGGAGGCGCUGCUGCAGGAGCGCGAGCGUCUGCAGGAGGCUCUGCAGGCCUGCCAGCGCAGCGAGUACACGUGCACCGAUGAUCCCGAGUCCUCCCGAUCCGUCCCGGAAUGCACCGUCGCAGCCGAGACGGUCAUGGAAGUCAGACUGAGAGACUUGCUGCUGGACAUCGAGGACCGCAUCCACCAAGGCACUCUGGGAACGCUCAAGGUGAUGGAGAGAAACGUGUGGCGUGCGGCGGUGGAGGCGGGAAACUACCGGCUGCUGAGUCCUGACGGAAGCCAAGCCACCGAGGUGGACUCCACAGACGGGCCGCUGACGGCGGACAAGAUGGCGGCGGUGAGAAGCCUGGCUCAGGCGUUGACCCACGUCGAGCGCGGCAUCGAAAGACGCUUCCUCAAAGCUCCACUCGACGGCAGCGACAGCGUCCGUACGAUGAAGUCCGUGCUGGAGCGCUGGAGAGAAUCUCUGCUGUCGUCUUCUAGUCUGUCUCAGGUCUUUGUUCACCUGUCCAUCCUGGAGCGAAGCAUACUGUGGUCCCGCUCGGUUCUGAACGCCCGCUGCCGCGUGUGCCGCCGCAAAGGCGACGCCGACAACAUGCUGCUGUGCGACGGCUGCGACCGCGGACAUCACACCCGCUGCCUCAGGCCCCGCCUUAAGAGCGUUCCAGAGGGCGACUGGUUCUGUCCCGACUGUCGGCCCAAAAAGAGAUCCGGCCGCCUUCCUUCUCGCCAGCAUUCUUCAAUGGAUGAGGAGGAAGAUGAAGAUGAGGAUGAGGGAGAGGGAGAAGAAGAAGAAGAAGAAGAAGAAGAGUCUGCGGAGGACGAGUCGGAGGAGGAGGAAGAAGAAGAUGAUGAAGAGGAGUCAGAAGAGGAAGAACCCAAAGUUGUUGUGAGUACCAAGAAGAGUCAGGCUCCGCCCCCCAAAGCCAAGACCAGUCAGGCCACGGCCAGGAACGCCGCGCCGUCAACCGGGAAAAGCGCAUCCAAGUCAUCGGGUAAGAAGGCCACGCCCCCGCAGUCCAAGGCCGACGACGGCGACAAGCGGUCGGGGGCUCGCAAGAGGCUGCCUGGCGCAGACGCGCCGCCGGCGCCUCGAGCCCGCAGGCCGGACCCGGCAUCUCCGUCCCGCCCCCCCGGCAACCGCCGCUCAUCCAGCAGGAUCCGAGGCGUCCACGAGCUGUCGGCGUGCGAAGUCCUGAUCGUGGAGCUGGUUCGCCACGACGACAGCUGGCCCUUCAUGAAGCUGGUGACCCGCGCGCAGGUGCCCGACUACUAUGACAUCAUCACCCAACCCAUCGCGCUGAGCACCAUCAGAGAAAAAGUCAACAACUGCCAGUACCUCAACACAGGCGCGUUCAUCUCGGACGUCAACUUGAUGUUCUCCAACUGCCUUCGGUACAACGCUCGCCACAGCAACGAAGCCAAGGCCGGCCUGCGGCUGCAGCAGUUCUUCCGCGCCCAGCUGAGUAAGCUGGGCCUGACGGAGCACGACGCCGUCGAGGGCGAGGCCACGCCGCCCGCCAAGCGAGCGCGCCUCUGAGGUCGUCGUCGUCGUCGCCCCCCCCCCCCCCCCACCCACACACACACCUAGGGGUCGGAGGUCGUCGCAACUCGACUGGUUUGUUUGCACCGCCUCGCCUCGUUGAAACUACUGACCUCUGACCUGCUGAUGUUGAGGGUGUUGACUUCCUGUGGUGACUUCACUUCCCGCAACGGCAACAAAACCGUGGAAUGUUUUUGCACUGACACCAAACAAACGCCUUCCUGUCUUUUGUUUCUCAGGGAUGACAAAAAGGCAAAAAGUGAUUUUGCCGACUGCCAAACGGAUAUAAUUCCUUGUUCUUUUCCACUUCCUGUUUGACUUGUCUACUUUUUCCAAAACAAGGAGAAACGACACGAACUGUCAGUCGUGCGUGCCGCUGUUAAAAUAGUCCUCACGUGUUGGGCAUUUUUUUCCAUUUGGUCUUUGCGACGAGCUCGUCUCGGUGUGUUGAAAACUUGGUCUACGUUCUUAGGAAGGAUCCUGGUGCUUAGCUUAGCUUAGCUUAGCAUUGUUGGUGACAACGCUACCUUUCAUUUUCUUUCAGGGGUGUCGCUCGAUGUUGAUGCUCGUUCCCCUUAUUAUUUAUUUAUGACUUACUGCAUUGUCCAGCCUACUUGUUGUGAGAAUAAAACUUUUUUUUUUUU